GACCCCGGGCGCCCGCGCCGGGACCGCCCGCAAAGCGGACGAAUCCCCUGCUCCCGACCCCUGGCCAAGAGGACCCAGGUGGAAGGUCAGCAGAUUGCCCGGGGCGUGAAGGGGGAGCCAGGUGCUUUCGGUAUCGCGCCUCUCUCGCGUCUCGUGAUCGCGCGGAGCGGAAAUAGGGACCUGAGGCCCGGGGACACCGUGAACAGGAACCAACAAUGCUGCCCAAACCUGGGAUCUAUUACUUCCCCUGGGAGGUCAGUGCUGGCCAGGUUCCUGAUGGGGGCACCCUGAGAACAUUUGGCAGGUUGUGCCUCUAUGACGUGACCCAGUCCAGGGUGACCCUGAGGGCUCAGCACGGAUCUGAUCAGCACCAGGUUCUUGUCUGUACCAAGUUGGUGGAGCCGUUCCAGGCCCAGGUGGGCUCCUUGUACGUGGUCCUUGGGGAGCUCGAGCAAGAGGACGAUGGCGGUUACGUGGUGAAGGCCCGGCUGCUGACCUGUGUGGAAGGGAUAAAUCUGCCUUCCUUAGAACAAGCCAUCCUGGAGCAGCGGCUGUACCAGCAAGAGAGAGGCAGCAGCCAAUAGGAAGUGAGGACGCCAGCAGCCCCCCACCUACUCCUGAGGCCAAACCUUUGAGCUGCUAGAGCCACUGCAGAAGUGUAGACGCUUCCCUGAAUGACAGCGUCUGACUGGAGCCAGAGAGUAGAGGGGCAGGGUGGCCAAUCCAGCCUCUUCCUCUAUGUUGGGAUUGUCCCAGAAAUGAGAGCCUAGGAGCAGGUGUCAAGGUCUGACACCCCUACCCUCCAGGAGGCUCCAGACAGUGGAGCUCCAAGGCCCUGGGGCUAUGCCUCCUGUGGGGUCACAGAAGGUUCCAGAAGAUCCUCCUGAAUAAAGGCCCAGUGGGCAUGACCUCUC
Molecule: messenger RNA, 914 nt
Organism: Marmota flaviventris (yellow-bellied marmot)
Lineage: Eukaryota; Metazoa; Chordata; Mammalia; Rodentia; Sciuridae
Gene: Ten1
Product: TEN1 subunit of CST complex
Biological process (GO): negative regulation of telomere maintenance via telomerase
Cellular component (GO): CST complex
Molecular function (GO): telomerase inhibitor activity; telomeric repeat DNA binding; single-stranded DNA binding
Source: RefSeq, a predicted model, not a curated record